Messenger RNA from Gigantopelta aegis, 828 nucleotides. RefSeq names its product OVARIAN TUMOR DOMAIN-containing deubiquitinating enzyme 9-like. NCBI's taxonomy places the organism in Eukaryota, Metazoa, Mollusca, Gastropoda, Neomphalida, Peltospiridae. Gene Ontology annotation, molecular function: cysteine-type deubiquitinase activity. The record is from RefSeq and is a predicted model, not a curated record. Bases 1 to 828 code for a protein of 275 amino acids. The transcript has a single exon. Gene Ontology annotation, biological process: protein deubiquitination.
AUGAAUCAACGUCUCUGCAAGCUCGCAUCCAGUCGAUUAGUCACGUUCAGGAUAUUGUUUACCCAACAGCCUCGGACAAUAUCACCACGGCACAAGACCGCCAACAGCGCGACUACCAGAAACGCCAUUCAAGGAAGACCUCAUUUACGCAGGUAUAUGAGGUCUAGACGUGCAGACCGGAAGGGUGGCAAGAGCGUGGAUCCGUGGAAUGGACCGUACAUCGUAACAAAGAGUGUCGGUCAAAGCCUGUACGAAGUCAGACAAACAGACAGUUCUAAGGUCUUGAAGUCGAAGGUUAACGGCACCAACAUGAAGGUAUACAAGUCGAGGAUUUCAGCAUCUAGCACGCCACCAAAACCCCAAGAAAAGACAACAGAAUCCACCGAUGUACAAGUCACACGAUGUGAAGAAAAUCCCAUCUCAUUCGUCCCGACUGAUGCUCCCUGGCGGAAGUUCGCGUGUCAAAAGCUGGACAUUGCGCAACCGAAGGGAAGGUUCCCAAAGCGAUCACCCCCCGGAUCUCUAGAGAAACUACCAGCGAAAAUUGACACGAUAGUAGGGGACGGCAACUGCCUGUUUCGGGCCAUCUCCAAAGAAGUAAGCGGAACUGAAAAGCACCAUAGGACAAUCCGCUCACAAGUCGUUCAAGUUCUCGGUGAUGAACGCUAUAGCAAGCACUUCCAGGGUUACUCUGGCCACCCGGAUAUGACAGCAUACUUGUUGGCGAGUGAUAUGGACAAUAAUGCAGUUUGGGCCACAGACAUUGAGAUUGUUGCAGUGGCUUCCAUGUUAAAUACACCAGUAGUCAUACACACGGAAGAUCGCUAA